This is a messenger RNA of Myzus persicae (green peach aphid), 2249 nucleotides long. Its product is annotated as nuclear fragile X mental retardation-interacting protein 1-like. Bases 268 to 2142 code for a protein of 624 amino acids. NCBI's taxonomy places the organism in Eukaryota, Metazoa, Arthropoda, Insecta, Hemiptera, Aphididae. The transcript has 6 exons. The record is from RefSeq and is a predicted model, not a curated record. Gene Ontology annotation, cellular component: nucleus. Gene Ontology annotation, molecular function: RNA binding. Gene Ontology annotation, biological process: box C/D snoRNP assembly.
CACGUGCUUCAGAGUUCAGACUUCACUCUUUGCGCGGUUGCGCACUUGCCCGUUCAGAUGAGAAUAGUAACAACAAUUAGUACUAUUGAAGUAUUGUACUAAACCUAGAGUAAGCUACCGAGCAUAUACGGCCUAACUGAUUGCAGUUGCUGAUUGUUAAUACUCAAUUUUAAAUUUAAAUUCUGUCUUUUAUCCAGUUCGACAUUAAACUUGGUAUUUUUUUUAUAUUACAAUAAUAUAGAAAUUAUUGGAUUAAAUUCUUCUUAAAUGUAUCGUCCAAACAAUCAAACAACUUUCACACCAAAUGGAGCCUAUCAACAAUCACAGUCAUAUCAAACUCCUAGACCUUUUCAACAGCAACAAUUUGGUCCACGAUUUCAAUCACCUUCCCAACAGUUUACACCACCAGGAUCAUUUUAUCAACCUUCCCGACAACAUCAUAACCACUCAAUACAUGCGUACCAAGUUCCUGAUACUGCAAUACCUCCACCUUUUUAUCAACCUGUUAACCCUAAUUUUGAACAAACAAAACCAUCAUAUCAACCUUCUCUCCAAAAUAAACAUAUAGAAACAUCGCCAAAUCCUAAAUAUCCACCUCCAUCUGCUAGUCCUUGUUUCAACCAACUGUCAGUACCUCCCUAUAGAACAUCUGGACAAAUAUAUGUACCUCCUAAUCAAAAUUAUAGACAACCUCCCCCUAUUCAAAAUUAUAACAAUUGUCCUCCAAUUCAAAACUACAACCACCCACCUCCUAUUCAAAACUUCAACCAUCCUGUUGCACCCCCAUUUCAGUUGGCCAAUCAAAGUUGCAAUCAACCAAUGAGCUCUCCAUACCAUUCUCCCAGUCCUGGUUUUAGUCCAACACAAAAUAAUAUAUAUCAACCUCAAGCCCUAAGUCCUGAAUCAUUGAAACAACCAUACAAAUUAACAGCAGAUCAAUGUUAUCCACAACAGCAGUCUUCAUAUAAUUUACCUAUACAUGAAUUUAAUCAAAGGCCUUCUUUUAGACCUUUAGGACAACAAAGAUUUCCUUUUAACAAACAAAAUCCAAGAUAUCAGCAAUCACAAAAUGGUAAUAGAUUUCAAUUUCAACCAAGACAGCAAUAUCAAAAUUAUCGCACUAGAGAAGGGUCUCCUAGUAAAGGAAAUUUUGUAUCUAAAAAAGAUAAAAAUCAAGUAGCAUGUGAAUUAGGCGAUUGUGAUUUUGUGGGACAUGCUAAAGCAGUUAAAGAACAUCAAAAUUUGCAUCAUCGAUUAGGACUGCAUAAGAAAGUGUUAUAUAGUAAUAACUCGGACGCUGUUCAAAAAUGGAUUGAGGAAAGAAAAAAAAAAUGGCCAACUAAAGAAACCAUUCAAAUAAAAGUAGAUGUAGAGGAUGAAAAAAAUAAAAGAGGGGAACGUAUAGCAGAUGAAGAUUUCCAGAGGUUUAAUAAAAAUAAUAAAUCUAAGAAUUCUGGAAAUAAACGUCUUAAUAACAGAAAAAGACAAAGAUUUAAUGGUGAAUUUAUACAACCUAUUGAAGAACCAAUGAACGGAAACUUGAAACGCUUUGCUGGGAUAAUUGAUAUUAAAGACGAUCAAUUAGAAGAAACCAAUAAGCCAGUUGUUUUAAAACUAUUAGAGGAAUAUGAUCAAUCUAGUGAUAAUCAAAGCGACAACGAACCACCUGAAGAAAUGCCUAUAGUCAGAAAAUCAGGAUCACCAGAUAAUAAAAAUGUAUCAAUAAAAAAUGAGAAACCAUGUUCUACUCCAGUAAAAGAAGUUGUAAUAACAAAGAAAAGUGAAGAAUCAAUUUCUACUUUACUAAUAAAUAACAAAGUUGAUUCCACUACAUUAAUUGAUGACUGUGAAGCAGUAAGUACAGAUGUAAACAUUGAUGUAUGUUCUAAAAUAGACGAAAAGUGUGUAAAAACCACUAAUGAUCGUGGUCAAAAGCGUAAGAACACUUCCAAAAAGGAAUCGAAACCAUUCAAAAAAAUACCACCAAUGAGGACACCACGAACUGAAGUUGUUGAAAGAAAGGGUGCUCUGUUGGAAGCUUUGAUGGGAGAUUUAAUGCGCAGUGAACGAAACACUAUAACUCAGUGUAUUUGUUACAUCAGAAGCAACAUGAAUCGUUUCUGUAAAAUUCAAGUCGCUUAAGUAUUGUGAUUAUUCGUUUUUCUAUUGGACCAACAUACUAGAAUAAAAUAAUUGUGUUUUAUUAUUUUAAUUUACAAUUAUUAUGAAUUAAUUUGUAUUUGACCAUA